Messenger RNA from Trichobilharzia szidati, 2340 nucleotides. The record is from the annotation of a GenBank genome assembly. NCBI's taxonomy places the organism in Eukaryota, Metazoa, Platyhelminthes, Trematoda, Strigeidida, Schistosomatidae.
AUGAUUUAUCGUGUUAAGUGCUUGGUGUUUUUGGCUAUAAUACUCUUAUACAAUGUCCCAACUGUCUUCCUAUCAUGCAGUCAUUACUACGCAAUCGAGACAAAUCUUCCUGAGGGUGAACUUAUAUCAUUCGUUGAUUAUUUCGGAGGUGCAGUAACCGGAAAGCUUCAUUUUGCAAAUGUGUACGAAGUUUCUUCACCACAAUGUCUUGAUGAUGUAUGGCCUCCGUAUAGAUUCCAUAGACGUUCAAAAAGAAGCAUAGAGGCAUUUGAAGACAAUAUACGAAGUCAUCCUCAGAUUCAAACUGUAAAGAAACAAGAAAUCCUUAAUGUUCAGAAGCGUUUCAUCAUGUCAGGUGAAGAAUUUAAUGAGAAAACUGCUGCCUUACUGAAGCCAGCUGAACUACCAAAGGAAAUGAAUAUUGAGAGUGAUGAAGAUUUCAACCGACAGUAUGUUGAAUACGCUGAUAAGAUAAGAAGUGCAGUAAAUUUGAACGAUCCUGCAGCCAAAUACACAUGGCAGUAUUUGAAUGAUGGUAAAAGUGUCAGUCCAUUAAUUGGAUUAGACAUCAACCUGUAUCCAAUUUUUAUGGAGAAUAUUACUGGUGUCGGUUCAAAUGUUGUGAUCCUAGACGAUGGAUUGGAUAUAACACAUCCAGAUUUAGCAGAAAAUUAUGAUCCGACAAUAUCAAUCAAUAUAGAUAGACCUGAGACGAAUGGUCUUAGUCCACGUGGACCACGGAAAAUUAUACCUGAAAAUGAUGGUCAUGGAACACGAUGUGCUGGUCUUGUUGCUGCAGUGGCAAACAACAGUUACUGUUCACAUGGUGUUGCACCAAAAACGAAAAUAGGAGGUAUACGUCUUCUGACUGGUGCAGUUACAGAUUUCCUAGAAGCUAAAGGAUUAUCAUAUCGAUCGGAUCUAAUCAAUGUGUACUGUUCAUCAUGGGGGCCAUCAGAUGAUGGUUCUACAAUGGAUCUACCACGUGAAUUUGCUAAAAAAGCGAUAGAUCAUGGUUUGCGAAACGGUAGAAAUGGGUUGGGUUCAAUUUAUGUCUUCGCUUCUGGAAACGGUGGUUUAUUUGGUGAUAACUGUGGAGCGGAUGGAUUUGUUAGUUCACCGGAUGUAAUCGCUGUUUCAGCUACUGAUAAAUUUGGUCGACACACUCUAUAUUCAGAAGCGUGUGCUUCAGUUCGCGUAUCAAUUCCUAUUGGGGGAUCAUUUGGCUUUGGCAAUACAGAGUUUCUACCGACUACAAUGGAAAACAGUAAAUGUAUGGCACAGUUUUUGGGAACAUCUGCAGCUGCACCAAUUUUCGCUGGAUGCGUAGCACUGGCACUUGAAGCGAAUCCCAAAUUAACAUGGCGUGAUAUAUCACAUCUUUUACCAUGGAGUAGUCGUAUUCCAAAUCCAACCAGUAGUGGUUGGACUGUCAACAGUGCUGGUAUACUGCAUAAUUCCUACUUUGGUUAUGGUACACUUGAUUGUUAUCGUAUGGUAAAAUUAGCACAGCAGUGGAAUUUAGUUGGCCCACUAUGCAUAUUAACUCAUGACAGUUAUUUAUAUAACGUGCCAGAGAAAUGGGGAAGUUCACAAGGCUUCAAGAAAUCAGAUGCUAAAGAUUUAUUCCAGUGUGAUGAAGGCUGUGCAGCAAAGAUUGUCGAAGAAUAUCAAACACACUAUGAAAAAAGUUGGGCAAUUAAAUCACAAGCAAAAACUGUAAUCGCAUUGAAUGUAAUCAAUAAUGAUGGUGUAACAAAGUACUCACAGCCACAGAAUAUUCCAGAAAACACUCCAUGUCAUGUAGACAUUGUUGAACAAGUUGUUAUUGAUGUAAAAUGGAAACAUUCAUGUCGUGGAAGUUUAGAAUUCAAUUUAACUAGUCCAUCUGGAACGACUUCAAUGCUGUUGGGAUAUAGAAAACUGGAUACUUAUUCUGGUGAAAGUUCAAUGAGUUUUGCUUCUGCAGCUCAUUGGGGUGAAAAAGUCACUGGUAUAUGGAAGCUAAUAAUUCACGAUGUUGGGAAAUGUUCAGGAAAAGAAUCACCUGCAAAAACUACAAACGGCUUUAUUACUGGUGUUUCAAUAAAAUUCCGUGGAACAUCUGAAAAUGACAGUGGGUUUAUUAAGAAUAAAAAUCUGCUGGAACCAUUACUUACAAAAGUUGGGAAAGCCGCCGUAGCAUCGCAAACUUCACACACCUUGAGUCCACAAGAAAUUAAGGAGACGUAUGAUGAACAAAGAUAUUCAUCGCUUCAUCAUUCUCAACAAAUAUUUCAUAUUUUUGCUAUUUUUGUGUCACAUUUAAAAUUAAUUCCAUUCGAUUAUGGUUACAAAUAG